AUGGCUUCUGUGACUUCACUAGACAAAGACUUGCGCAACCUGCGACUGUCCCGCUAUACCCCGCAGGCAGCCACGGAGGUGCGUGACUGGAUCGAGGAGGUAUUACGGGAGAAACUCCCAUCCAGCGAUCUGCUGGAAGGAUUGAAGGAUGGUGUGGCCCUUUGCAAGCUGGUCAAUCUGGCUGUGUCACCAGGCGUGAAGUAUAAGUCGUCAUCGAUGCCAUUCGUACAGAUGGAGAAUAUUUCGCAUUUCCUCCGCGCAUGCCAACUGGCACCUCUGAGCCUACCUCCGCACGAUGUCUUCCUUACAGUCGAUCUCUACGAAUCCAAGGAUCCCGCCCAAGUCCUCCAGUGCAUAGCGGCAUUUAGCCGCCGAGCGAACGCCCUCCAGCCUAGCAAGUUCCCUCGCACAGUUGGCCCCCAGAGCAAGCGUGGCGUGAUCAGCCCCAAUGCAACCGGCGGCUCAUCGGGCGGUGGCUCAUUUACCCGAAAUGGCCGGGCAAUGAGUAACGCUAGUGAUGCAAACCCUCGACCUGGGAGUCCUUCGAAAGCCUCGGGGUCGUAUAGCUCCUGGAGCAAGAGAGGCGACGAGGGAGCUACUUCACCGGCGUGGAACAUUCAUCAAUACGGCUACAUGGGUGGUGCCAGUCAAGGCAAUCAGGGCAUUGCAUUCGGUGCUCGACGACAAAUCACUACACCAGGUCCAGCUGUGCCUAGUCUGGCAGAGAAGGAGAAGCGUAGGCGGGAGGAGGAAGAGAGAAUUCGCCAAGAGAACGCAGAGAGAGAGGAGGCUGAACGGAUUCGCCAGCGAGAGCAGGACGAAGAAGAGGCUCGGGCUAAGGCGGAGGAACAACGUCGUUGGGAAGAAGAGACGGCUCGUCUAAGGGAGAAGGAGCGCCAGGAGAUGGAAAAUGAGAAGAAGCGUUGGGACGAGGAAAAGCGCCAGUGGGAGGAAGAGGAGCAGCGUCGCGUUGCAGAAGAAAAAGCAGCCGAAGAGCGUCUCGAGCAAGAGCGACAGCGUCGACGGGGUGCCAAUGAUACCCGUCUGAACGGCCAAUUCCUUAGCCAAUACCAGGCCGGUCAGUCUCGCAGUGUCAGUGGCAGCAGCGCGGCCGGAAUACCCGAGGAGACUCCAGAAAGCCGCCGCAUCAAAGAGCUCGAGCGUGAAUUGGCACUGGCCAAAGAGCGAGAACAACAAUAUCAGAGCGAACGACAAAGCGUGCAGCCUCAGAGCAGUGGUGAGCCUCAGCCUCGCAGCCAAAACCGUCAACUCCCGGCUCCAGUUGGCCCGAAGCCGAGCUACGAUCUCUCCUCGCUGGAACAGGAACGACGAAUGCUUCGUGGAGAAUGGAUAAAGAACCAGGAAAUGCCGGUAGCUCCUGAAGAACCCGAGACAGCAGAAGAGGAGCAGGUGCCUCCUCCACCCCCUCGUCCACUCCCAGAACCUGUUGCAUCGCCUAAACCAGCAGUUCCACCUCGUGAGCUUCCUGCAGCUCCACGGCCCUUGCCAGACCCGGUAGCAUAUACAGCCAACCGCGGUCGCGAGAAUCGUGUUGACCGCUUCCUGUCGUCGAACCCAGCGCCACAAGCCGCUGCCCCAUCUACUCACCGGCCACAAGACUACAGCACUACGUCUGAAGUUGACGCAGAGAACAAGCGCCGCGUUGAAUCUCAGGAGAAGACUCGUGCUGGUGGAUGGGCUUCCAAGUCACUUCUGGAGCGUGAAAUGGAGCGCGAACGUGAGCGCCAGCGCGAGUGGGAAGAGAACCAGAAGCAAACCGAAGCUGCUGCGCGCGAUCCCAACUCGGGUUCUGGUCCAGGUCAAAGCUGGGAUGUGCACCAAUAUGGCUACAUGGGUGGCGAUAACCAGAAUCGCGGCGGCACAGGCCUAGGGAUUGGAGGUGCCAGACGACAGAUCAUUGGACCUCGACCUCCGCCAUAA
Molecule: messenger RNA, 1941 nt
Organism: Penicillium subrubescens
Lineage: Eukaryota; Fungi; Ascomycota; Eurotiomycetes; Eurotiales; Aspergillaceae
Product: calponin homology domain protein
Exons: 2
Coding region: 1-1941 (646 amino acids)
Molecular function (GO): protein binding
Source: RefSeq, a predicted model, not a curated record